Messenger RNA from Rodentolepis nana, 1077 nucleotides. NCBI's taxonomy places the organism in Eukaryota, Metazoa, Platyhelminthes, Cestoda, Cyclophyllidea, Hymenolepididae. The record is from the annotation of a GenBank genome assembly.
AUGACAACAUUUCAGAAGGUAAAACAAGCUCUUAAAAGGCUUAAUAGGACAAAUGAAAAUCCAAAGCAACCAGCUAUCGUGUCUGUUGCAGAUCUGGGUGGCACUGAGCGUGAUUAUGCCACUUUCCUCAGUUUGCCUCCAAUGAAGACGCUACUAACGCGAUGCCAAUGGAUCGUGAUCAUUCUGCCGGGACAAGAAGAGGGUGCUGAGGAUUUGGAAAAAAGUAAAAAUUCAACAAGCAAGGGAGACAAACCCAAACUUUUACGAGUGGUCUUAUUCGGAGAGGGUCUUGGUGCAAAUAUGCUCGCAAGAGUAGCAUGUUUGGAUGAAGAGAUCGUCCUCGGCGCGGUGCUCAUUCAUUGUUGUGGAGUCUUUCUUGGACGUCUUGCAGGUGUGAAAGAUAAGAUGCAACAGUGGCGAGCGAACAAUCUUCCAACCGAACCCUACACAGAGAGGCAAAUAAUUGAUCAUCGAUUCAAAUCUAUGAACUCAGAGAAGCAUUCGUUAAAUUUAAAGGAUGCUGAAGCUGAAUUCAGAGAUCGCCUUCACAACAAACUGAAUUUAAAUAACGUUAAGAAGUUAUCCAUCGUCUAUGAACACUGCCCAAUUCUUUUCAUCGCGGGCAAGCAGUGGGCCAACUUGAGUCGACAUCGGCUUCUCGUUGAGGCGGUGAAGAAAAUUAAUGUCAACAAUCAAGUCAGCAUUGAAAGUAUUGAAUACGACGAUACUGUCAGUCCGCUCGUAGAAAAGCCGGAAAAGGUGGCGGAGAGUUUGAGAUACUUCCUUCAAGGAUUGGGGCUUGUGAGUUGUCUCAUCAGCAGCACCGCUAAUACUGGUUAUAAGAUUCGUGGAAUUACGCCUAUGCCUUCCUUACCUGACGAUGGAGUGGAGUUGGAGAACUCUCGCAAUGACAAAUGCACAACGAAUGAUCAAAAGGGUACCCGCAGAUACUCCCCACCACCAAUGGGGCAACAGAAGCGCAUGCCUCCACCAUUUGUGCGUCGACAAAUGUCCAUGGCUGAGUUGGACAUGCCUCGAGGACCGGCAGCUCUCAGUUCAAUUAAACCAUCCUCUUAA